Molecule: messenger RNA, 1240 nt
Organism: Lates calcarifer (barramundi perch)
Lineage: Eukaryota; Metazoa; Chordata; Actinopteri; Centropomidae
Exons: 7
Coding region: 146-1003 (285 amino acids)
Source: RefSeq, a predicted model, not a curated record
AACAGGAGGAGCUGGACACUCAGUCAGAAGUGUAGAGUCACAUCGUUUCCCUCCAUCACAGGACGAGGAGGAAGUUCCAGGAUCACAAAACCAGCUGAAAACAGCUGAUUUCGUCUCAUUCAGUUCUACUUGUAUUAUCGUUACCAUGCUGCAGCACACCCUCCUGUCUAUUCCAGUGGUUGUCUUGGCUGUGGCCACAUGGAAAUAUCAUUACCAGAAAGAUGAGAAACUGGAUCAUCACCAGAUAAAUUCACUGUUUCAAAAACAGCCACUGACCAAAUUAAAAGAACAGGAAAAAUCCUUCACUGCAGUGAUGGAGAGGAAGGAUCUAAAGAAUGUGAUGGAUGAUCUCGAACCGCAGCCUCAGAAGAAUCCUUCAAAGCCGAACACAAAGGAGAGAGUAACCUUUGAACCGGUGCUGAACUCCCUCACUGAUGUGGCCGAGUUCAUCUCCACAGUGUCUCAUCACAUGUGCUCUGCAGGCAGCCUUACUGACUUGGCUAUUAGUGCUAUAAUGGCUGUUUAUUUGUGGUACAAAUGGAAACGUGAGAAAACAGCCUUGGUGAGUAAGAACACACAGCUUCAAAACGAGUCAGUGCAGAAAGAGAGAGAGAAGGAAGACGUGGUCGCUACACUGAUGGAGGUGAAGGCUGAGCUGGAGAACCAGAGGGCUCAGCUCCGAGUCCAGCUGGAGGAGGUGGAGAGGGGCUGGGAGGAAAACAAGCUCAGGCUUCAGUCAGUGGAGAAGGAGAUAACAGAGAGAGAGAUGACAUUUGACAAACCAGAGGAGUUGUUACGAGAGAAAGAAAAUCUCUUACAGACUCAGUGGAAACUGGACGAGACAAAGAAAAACACUAAGAGCCAGUUACUGAACAUAGACAAACUGCUGGAUCCCACUGAGUUUCAGAUUGACAGAAUAACAAACAGGAGGAGGGAUGUUGGCAAUUUGCAGUUUGCUGGGGCUGUUGUAGGGAAAAAAGAAAAAAUGAAGUGUAAUUUGUGAUUUACUGAAACAGGACACAGUGCUAAAGAUUGAUUUGUUAUUCUAAGAGCUGCUGAAUGACGACGAGGACAAAUUUUCUGAGUCCAGACAAUGUAAAGAAAAAACUGUGUAUAAGAUUUAUAAACAUCUUUGAAUGUGUCUGUAUGAUGUUAUAAUGAUGUGUUUGACAUUUAAUGUCACUUUGUAUAAGAUCAGCUGUUUGUUGCAGACGUUCAGUUCAAAUAAAAUCUAGUUUAA